AUUAACGGCAGAUCAUUAACAGGGAUACAGAGUCACUGAAACACACCUGCUCAUCUCUGCCUUUCUAACAGGGAAGUUGUUCCAACCACCUGGGACUGUUUUAUAAACGGACAGCGCUCGGACCAAACAGAUUUCCAGCAGGAAUAAUAGGUUAUAUAUUAAUAAAAAACUCGACCUUAUCAUUGGAUACACCGCGAAGCUCCGAAACAGCUGUAAUUAAAGAGACUUAUCAUUGUCACCGAAGGCCCACUGCUGAACAUCAGUCUUCAUCCCGUGGAGUGGAAACCCAAAACCUGAGCCAUGGAGGAGGAUUAUUACCACAUCCUUGGUGUCACGAAAAGCGCAUCUCCUGACGAUAUAAAGAAAGCGUACAGAAAACUUGCACUAAAAUGGCAUCCAGACAAAAACCCCAAUGACAAAGAGGAGGCGGAGAAAAGGUUCAAAGAAAUCUCAGAAGCAUAUGAAGUCCUGUCAGAUGAAAACAAACGGAGAGAUUAUGAUAGAUAUGGUAAACAAGGCCUCUCUAAUAGAGGUGGCCAUUACGAUGAUGAAUAUAUGGGUGGAUUCACAUUCCGUAACCCAGAAGACGUCUUCAGGGAAUUUUUUGGAGGUCAUGAUCCAUUUGCAGAUUUCUUUGCUGAUGACACAUUUGAAGGUUUCUUUGGUGGGCGCCGUCACAGAGGUAUGAGCAGGAGCAGGACAGCAGGUCCAUUCUUUCCUGGAUUUUCUCCAUUUGGUCCGUCCUUUUCUGGAUUUGACACAGGGUUUUCUCCGUUCGGCCCAAUGGGUGGAGGAAGCUUCAGCUCAUUUUCAUCGUCUCCAUUUGGUGGUGGAGGUGGGAUGAGAAACUUCACCUCCAUUUCCACAUCCACCAAAUUCAUCAACGGAAAGAGGAUCACCACUAAACGUAUUGUAGAGAACGGUCAAGAGAGAGUGGAGGUAGAGGAGGACGGUCAGCUCAAAUCUCUCACAGUCAACGGUAAGGAGCAGUUACUCCGACUGGACAGCAAAUGAACUGCAGAUGAAUGUUCGAAGCGGUUAAACCCAAACAUUCCUAAGCAUAACCAACCUUCCCAACCAGGCUGAUGGCUACCAGUGCACCUGCUCUCCACUAGUCAGCAAACCAAGAGUAGGUAACAUGAGCGUUUAGAUGGUGCUGUUACCCUCAGUGCAGUGAAUCGCAGAGGUAAACAGGGUGAAGUCUCAUUCCAGCAUUUUUUCCUUUCUUUCUUGGGGACCAUUUAUUCCUUACAAAACCUCAGUUCGAACAAGCACACUCUAUUCCCUUUCUGUCAGCUUUUCUUUCAUCCAUAAGUGCUUGAAACUGGAGCUUAACAGGUUGUGUUUGCUUUCUGCUGUAGAGCCGUUCAACUGUUCAUAUGUUGAAGUCUUAACCUCUCCAUUCUGACAUAUUUAAUAUGAUCUAACCAAUGUAAGUAGUUGCCAUUUGUUUAUUAUAUUAGACUGUUAAUAAAUUAUUAUGAUUUUUAUUUGGCUUUUCACCUAACUGUUGCAUAGCCUGAGACCUUUCCAUUGAUCCGAACAUACUGUUUAUAUACAUUGUGUGAACUUAUAUGCUGGAAAUUCUGUUCUUUCUAAGAAAACAAAUAAGCAAAGACAGACAAAGUUUCAGGUUUAAUAAAUUUCACUUUCACCUGUUUUGAAUGCUGCACUCAGUGUUUUUGUGGUGCUUUUGGGAAACACAGAUUUAACUCUAAUUUGUGUGUCUGUGUGUGUGUGUGUGUGUAUGUGUGUGUCUUUAUCUUGGCCUGAUGAACUGUACGUGUCUCAUAACACUCACAAAAUUAAAGACAGUAAAACUUU
This is a messenger RNA of Danio rerio (zebrafish), 1824 nucleotides long. RefSeq names its product DnaJ heat shock protein family (Hsp40) member B6b (gene dnajb6b). Gene Ontology annotation, cellular component: cytoplasm. The record is from RefSeq and is marked provisional. Gene Ontology annotation, molecular function: Hsp70 protein binding. Lineage: Eukaryota; Metazoa; Chordata; Actinopteri; Cypriniformes; Danionidae.